AUGAACAUACCUUCCGCCGGCUAUAGGGGCUUCGAUCAUAGUGGCGGUGUCCCCGUUCCUGUAACCGGCUAUAAGGGUGGUUCGUAUAAAGGCAAGCCUGGAGCUGGUGGUGACAUUAUCGUGAUUCCCAAGAAACCUUCUGCUACCUUGGCAUUACCAGGAGUAUGUAGACCGACUGUUGUACCGUGCAUCAACGCGCAUAUAUACGGAUAUUCAGGCCCUCCUAAGCACAACGAUUAUUGUUAUGCAGCAUGGCGGGAAGAUCUUCAACUGGCUGACUUAGGUUGGACGUUCACGCAUCAACAUUCCAAAGUGCUGUGUAGCUUCUCCAACGGCUCCAACCAUGUUAACUCUCCGCUAGUGGCCGAAGGGUUGGCAAUUAGAGCAGUCUUACUACAAGCGACGGAAGAAGAAAUAAGGACAAUCUCGGUAGAAUCUGACUUCUUACAACUGGUAAGAGCCAUCAACGCAGGCUCAUGUGUUUCCAAACUUCAUGGUAUUCUCAGCUAUAUCGCAACUCUUUCUAAAAGAUUUGAUUCUAUCUCUUUCAAGUUUAUUCCAAGGACAGCUAAUUUUGUUGGUGAUUCCUUGGCUAAGGAUGCUCUGUAUGCUCUUGCAGCAAUGACAGUUUAG
Messenger RNA from Arabis nemorensis, 633 nucleotides. Lineage: Eukaryota; Viridiplantae; Streptophyta; Magnoliopsida; Brassicales; Brassicaceae. The record is from the annotation of a GenBank genome assembly.